Messenger RNA from Sardina pilchardus (European sardine), 2059 nucleotides. RefSeq names its product IKAROS family zinc finger 4 (gene ikzf4). Gene Ontology annotation, molecular function: RNA polymerase II cis-regulatory region sequence-specific DNA binding; DNA-binding transcription factor activity. The coding region runs from base 158 to 2059 and encodes 633 amino acids. Lineage: Eukaryota; Metazoa; Chordata; Actinopteri; Clupeiformes; Clupeidae. The transcript is spliced from 8 exons. The record is from RefSeq and is a predicted model, not a curated record. Gene Ontology annotation, biological process: regulation of transcription by RNA polymerase II.
GUUAUUCGGGCCUGUAUCCCGGCAUGGGCCCGGAAGUUGUUUUGGAUUUCAGGUAGAAGAUCCCGGAGAUGCUGCCUUCGCUAGGGAAAACAAACAGAGAACCAGCGAAAUAAAUACGUUAACCAUAGUCAACCGCCAGUUAGCUGGUGCAGUGAUAAUGAAUGCUGAUGACUGUAAUGGACGAUCUUAUAUGUCAGGCAGUGGAGACUCGUCAACAGAGCGUGAGUUUUUCGCAGGGCUGAGGGGACCCACCGUAAGCACCCCCAACAGCCAGCACUCCUCGCCCAGUCGCUCGCUCAGUGCUAACUCUAUCAAGGUGGAGCUCUACAGUGAUGAAGAGGCAGGCGGAGCCCCUCCAUCAGAGAAGAGAGGGGGAGAGAGGGAAGAGGGAUGGAAGGAGGAGAAGGGUGACGCGGCGGAGGAGGGGGCCGGUGAGACGGGGAUCGGCGUGAGGGCCCAGGUGGGGAGCGGAUAUGGGGAGAUGGCCAGCCCGGAGUCGGUCUCGCCAGGACCAAUCCGGCUGCCCAACGGCAAGCUGAAGUGUGAUGUGUGCGGCAUGAUCUGCAUCGGGCCCAACGUCCUCAUGGUCCACAAACGCAGCCACACGGGUGAGCGGCCUUUCCAGUGUAACCAGUGUGGGGCCUCCUUCACACAAAAGGGCAACCUGUUGCGCCACAUCAAGCUGCACUCAGGGGAGAAGCCCUUCAAAUGCCCCUUCUGUAACUAUGCCUGUCGUCGCCGAGACGCCCUGACCGGCCACCUCCGCACCCACUCUGUAUCGUCCCCCACUGUAGGAAAGCCCUACAAGUGCAGUUUCUGUGGCCGCAGCUACAAGCAGCAGAGCACACUGGAAGAGCAUCGGGAGCGCUGCCACAGCUACCUACAGAGCCUGGACCACCAGCCUGCACACAGCACCCAGACAGCCCAGGGAGAGGAGAACCGGAACAUGGAUAUGGUUACUGACCCAUUGCUCCAGCCCUCCACUGACAAGAUGACCUUCAUUGACCGUCUGGCCAACAGCAUUACCAAGAGAAAGAGGUCGACGCCCCAGAAGUUCUUAGGAGAGAAGCACAUGCGACUGAAUCUGUCUGAUGCACCUUACGAACUCACCUCCAGCCCUGAGAAAGAGAGGGGGGACAUGCUGGGGUCCGAGCACGUCCCCCUGGGCCGCCUGGGGGGUCGUUACCUGCGUGGGCAGCGGGUGGGCGAGACUGGAGAAGAGGCCGAGCCCAGGCGUCCGCUGCGCCUGCCGGCGUCCCACGCGCCGUGUCUGACCGAGUUCCCCCCCAUCAUCGGCUCGGUGUACUCCUCUCACAUGGCGCCCUCUCUGGCCCCGAGGAUGAACUGCGUGUCGGCCUCCGGUGGCGGUGGUGGUGGCGGCGGCAUGGGGCUGGCGGGUUUGCCGGGGAGGGAGGCCGGCGAGGGCCACGAGGACGCUCCCACGAGCCGGAGCCACGUCGCCAUGGCGUCCGCCGCAGAGUCUCCCAGCAACGGCUGCCAUGACUCCACAGACACGGAGAGCAUGGCAGAGGAGCAGUGCGGUGGGGGAGGUGGAGGUGGAGGCGGCGGCGGAGGCAUCACCGGUGGCCAGGGGGGCAGCCACCACAACACCCCACUCCGAGGCCUACGAGACCGCCACUGCAGUCCCAGCCACGCCAAAGACAUUGACCUCGAGUCGGAUCGGGAUCGGGAUCGGGAUAGGGAGCGCGAGCGUGACCGGGUCCGGGAGAGGGAGCUGGGCCUGGCCGUGCCCCAGGCGGCGUCCUCGCUGGUCGCGACCCCAGCGGGGGUCAAGGAGGGCAGCCCGCGCUCGCCCCCCUCCUCCUCCUCGCUGCCCUGUCGAGAGGCCCUGCAGGUGGUGGACGGGGACGGCCGGCCGGUCCGCUCCUUCCGCUGCGAGCACUGCCGCAUCCUCUUCCUGGAUCACGUCAUGUUCACCAUCCACAUGGGCUGCCAUGGCUUCCGUCAGCCCUUCGAGUGCAACAUAUGCGGCCACCGCAGCCAGGACCGCUACGAGUUCUCCUCGCACAUUGUUCGCGGGGAGCACCAGGUGGGCUGA